UGAGAGUUGCAAAGACCAGUUUUUAUAGCGGGAAAAUUCCCCAGAAUUGUCAUAACCUAAGAGGUGGUUCAUCUCAGAGAGAAUCAUCAUUCUCAAGCUUCUUGCUUGAUUCCAGAAAACUAAGGAAGCGUUUGUUUGCGAUGGAGAGUGUGAAGAAGAAGAAGAUGAAGAGAGGAGACAUGGUGUGGGUCAGAUUCCCCUUCUGCCCUCGCAAAUGGCUUCCCGCGUUGGUUCUUUCUUCCGACAACCUUGGCCUCAAUGUCACCUGUUCUUUCUCCUACACCAAAAAAGACACCGUUUUCCCCUCCUCCUACGUCUCCCACUCCGAGAUUCUCCCCUUCGAGGAAGCGUUCCCCUUUAUCGCUAAGCGCGACGAAGUUGAUUUGCCGCUGCUUCAUUCCGCGCUACGCUUCUUCGGCCGGAGAAUCAUUUCCGGGCUGCGUUGUCGGUGUCUGACGGGCCUUGACGGGCCGGACUGUUCUUCCGGGUUUGACCCGACUGAGGUUUUGGGCUUUGUUUUGGACGCCGCCGUUUCGCCGUCGGUCGAACUCCCAUCUUUCGCACGUGCUGUUAGAGUCGUUGCUCAGGUUCACGCUUAUCGGAGCUGUUGUUCUUUAAAGCACAAGAAACUUUACAAAGAAACUAAAGUCGCAGGUGAUAAAUUGAAGCUGAUUCGAAGUUCAAUUUUGGGUCAGAAGAGGCAUUUAGUUACUCAAGAAUCUGUUGCUUUGGAAUCCCUGGUAAAAUGUCAGAUCGUAUCCAAAAACCAACAGUCAAAGAAAGUUCUUGGUGCUAUGAAGAGAUUGAUCUCAACGGUUCCAGUUUGGGAAGUAAAUUCUGCACACUUGUUUUUUAAUAGACAUCCGAUUAUUUCAGAGAGUUUUAUAGACUGUCCUUCUUUAGAGCCACUUUACAUGGUGCUAGAAAGACUAAAAUCUUCAAGGCAGAGCCUUCUGGGAUUCAAAAAGAUAUCAGACCGGGGCUUAGUUGAUAUCUCCUUUGAAAACAUUGAUACUAUGAGUAAAACUCACAUCUUAGUUCCUUCCAAUUUUAUGAUUCAUUUGAGAAACUAUAUUGAUGAAAGAGAAGACAAUGGCCAGGAGCUUUGCUGGAGAUUGCCUGACAAAGACAUCAUUGUAUACCUUAACAGGAAAAGAAGGCGACUAGAUAAAUCAGCUUCAUGUCAUGUUUUGCCUCAAACUAGUGGAGUUCAAGAAAGUGAAAGGGAUGCAUACAUUCUAAAACAUACCAGACCACGGAUCUCAGACAUUAAGAUGCUUGAACCAGAAGGAAGUAUCCAGAAAGGCAUUCAGGCCUCAACGUACGUUUGUGAAACAAAUGUGAACUUCACUUACAAGGCUCAGAAAGUGGAUUCUACAAGAAGUCAAAACUGUGAAUCAUUGUCUAACUUGGCGUUUGACUUCCAUUCUGAUAAUUGUGAGGUUGAUGCUGGUGCAGCAAAAGGUAAAGGUAUUCUAGGAUCUGACUCAUCUCUUUACCAAGAAAGUCUGCAAAUGAGUUGCGAUAGUGUUACAACGACUCCCAGUUCAGAAAAGUCUGAAGGAACGAAAAUAUUUUCUGAGGGUUGUAUAGUAGAGGGUAAGGAACGCUUCCAAGGUGUUGCUUCUUCGAAAUUCAAUUCAAAAGCUGGACAAUUAUAA
Molecule: messenger RNA, 1661 nt
Organism: Vigna umbellata (rice bean)
Lineage: Eukaryota; Viridiplantae; Streptophyta; Magnoliopsida; Fabales; Fabaceae
Source: RefSeq, a predicted model, not a curated record